UUUGUAUCUUCUUUUGAACAAUGCACAUAAUAAAAGAAGUAAAAACUAUAAAGAUAUUCAAAGGCUAUUACUAUUUCGACAUUAUCGACGACAUUAAAAAGCGCGCUUAAAUAUCUCUCGAGUUAAGUAUCUGAAAUAUAUCUUCAAGAACAUUCAGUACGGAGUAUACCACGGAACAUAACGGGAGAAAAACGCGAAGGUAGCAGUGAAACAUAAUAAGAUACGAUGUUAAAUAAUAAAACUCGAUGAUAAAGUCAAAUACAUUGAAUAAUAACGAAAUCAUAUGUUACGCAUGCGCAAGUGAAUGUAAUGAGUGUAAAAAAUUGCCUAGCGAGUCCAGCAUCACUGUUCGAAAAUUAUAAUAAGAAGGACCGCGUGGUUCGUGAUGGCCGAUAAAGGAAGAGAGGAUUUGUUGCAACAAGUGAAAGAACAAGGAGAUCUUGUACGAAAAUUAAAAGCUGCUAAAGGAAAUAAAACUCAGGGAUCCUCGAAUAUAUUGCCUGACUUAGAAACCUUAAACAAUGAAUUUGCGGAUAUCAGCUAUGUAUGCGGCUGGAUCCCUUCAUCUAAAGACAAUCAGCUUUUCAAUUUAUGUACAAGUAAUUAUAAUGACAAUUUUGCAAAGUGGCCACACUUAAAUCGAUGGUAUAUUAACAUGAAAAGUUUUACUGAAGCUGAACGUUUAAACUUUCCUGCCAUGGAAGCAUCACUUACUUCCUUGGCAAUAAAACUUGAGAAUAUUGGCGAUAUUUCCUGUUGUAAUAAUAUUCUUGAUAAAAAGAUAGCUGAUGAGGUUUCAAAACUGCUGGAGUUAAAAGCACAAUUAGGAGAGGAAAAUGCUGUUCAACAUAAACUUAUACUUAAAACACCAAAAGGUACAAGGGACUAUAAUCCAGAACAUAUGUCAUUACGACUUGGAGUCUUGGAGAAAAUAAUUUCAGUAUUUAAACGUCAUGGUGCUGAAACUAUAGAUACACCUGUUUUUGAAUUAAAGGAUGUUUUAACAGGGAAAUAUGGUGAAGAUUCUAAAUUGAUCUAUGAUUUAAAAGAUCAGGGAGGUGAAAUACUUGCUCUUAGAUAUGAUUUAACAGUACCUUUUGCUAGAUACCUUGCUAUGGGAAAAAUAUCCAGUAUUAAAAGAUAUCAUAUUGCCAAAGUUUAUAGAAGAGAUAAUCCAGCUACAACAAAAGGACGUUACAGAGAAUUUUAUCAGUGUGAUUUUGAUAUUGCUGGUCAAUAUGAUCCUAUGAUACCUGAUGCUGAAUGUAUUCGUGUAGUCUCAGAUGCAUUGGAAUCUCUGAAUCUAGGAAAAUUUAUAAUUAAAUUAAAUCAUAGAUCAUUACUCGAUGCUAUAUUUGCUACAUGUGGUGUUCCACAAGAUAAAUUCAAAACUAUCUGUUCUUCGGUUGAUAAGUUAGACAAAACAUCUUGGGAAGAAGUAAAGAAAGAAAUGGUAGAAGAAAAAGGUCUAAAUGAAGACACUGCUGAUAAAAUUUGGAGUUAUGUGUCUAAAUCUGGAGGUGUAAACCUAAUAACAGAAUUAAGAAAAGAUGAAAAUUUAAUGAUACAUAAAUCUGCUGUAUUUGGAUUGGAUUCUAUGGAAUUACUAUUAAAAUACUGUAGUAUUUAUAAAAUUAUAGACAAGUUAGUUUUUGAUCUAAGUCUUGCACGAGGACUUGACUAUUACACAGGAGUAAUUUAUGAAGCAAUUUUAUCUGGUGAUGAUGUCGGUGUCGGUAGCGUAGCCGGAGGUGGUCGUUAUGAUAAUUUAGUCGGAAUGUUUGACAGCAAGAAAAAAACCGUACCAUGCGUAGGUGUAUCGUUAGGUGUCGAACGUAUUUUUAGUGUCUUAGAAGCUAAAAUGGCAAAUGAAGGUGUAAAGAUACGAACAACAGAAGUAGAAGUAUUUGUAGCUAGUGCUCAGAAAAAUUUACACGAAGAAAGAAUGCGCGUUUUGUCGGAUCUUUGGGAUGCUGGUAUUAAGGCUGAACAGGCGUACAAGAAAAAUAUCAAAUUAUUAGCACAAUUGCAGUAUUGUGAAGAAUAUGGUAUUCCUUUAGUGAUAAUACUUGGCGAGGGAGAGAUAGCGAGAGGUGAAGUCACCCUAAGAGAAGUUACUACACGAAAGGAAGUUCCAAUACCAAGAAAUCAACUUAUCGAUGAAAUUCGGAAACGGCUACAAAACUCAACAUAGCGAGCAAAUUAUGAUUAUUUAUUCUCUUUUUGUUUAUAGUUAGAUCAACAAUAAACAUGUACAUUGCAUUUUAACUGAGUAAUGAUUUUCUCAUUUGAAGUACAUAAAUACAAAUUUGCAUUAUUUACGGCUAUAAGCCAUAUUAUAUUUACCUAAUGAAGAUAGUCAUUUUUUAUGACACACCUCGCCAAAUAUAAAAUAUAUUAACAAGAAAACAUUGUAAUUUAUUAUAUGUAUUAAAUAAAAAAUGUUCAUUUUUUAAA
Molecule: messenger RNA, 2457 nt
Organism: Vespa crabro (European hornet)
Lineage: Eukaryota; Metazoa; Arthropoda; Insecta; Hymenoptera; Vespidae
Gene: HisRS
Product: histidine--tRNA ligase
Exons: 7
Coding region: 386-2194 (602 amino acids)
Biological process (GO): mitochondrial translation; histidyl-tRNA aminoacylation
Cellular component (GO): cytoplasm; mitochondrion
Molecular function (GO): ATP binding; histidine-tRNA ligase activity
Source: RefSeq, a predicted model, not a curated record